Messenger RNA from Sus scrofa (pig), 5982 nucleotides. The record is from RefSeq and is a predicted model, not a curated record. Lineage: Eukaryota; Metazoa; Chordata; Mammalia; Artiodactyla; Suidae.
GGCCUGACCUUGGGGGAGGGGGCUGGGCCUGGCCUUGGCCCGAGGCUGCCCUGCCGGCUCAUACCUAUUCCUGCGGGAGGCAAGCCUCCGCCUGGCCCACUGCCACAGGCACGCCCCGGCCCCACCUGUGGAGGGAACAAACCUUUCCUCUGGUCAGAAGUGGGGAGAAAGGGGACACAGGCAGGGGCCCGGCAGGACCCGGUGAUGACAGGCUGUCAGGCUCGCUGCAAGUGACCAGGCCCGCGGAACGAGGGAGAGCAGACCAGUCUGUGGCCAUGGCUGCUUCCUGGGGACAGUGAGGUGGGUCUGGAUAUUUUUCAGGGGAAUUUUUUCUCUCUAGAAGCAAUCCAGAAAUAGAUGGGACAAGGGGUUCGCUUGUGGCACAUCGGGUUAAGGAUCCGUCAUCGUCAGUUCUGGGGUCGGGAUGCCACUGAGGUGCACGUUCCUUCCCUGGGCCAGGAAAUUCUGCAUCUCAUGCGUGUGGAAAAAAAAAAAAAAAGAUGAAGACAAAGUGAUACGGGUCUUCAGGGGCUGCUAACAUCACUAAGAGACCCCUGGACAGUAUUCGCCUCUGGAGGAAACACAUACCACACUCACAAAGCAUCCUCGCCAAAAUAUAGCUUGUCUCUGAUCAGAUUUCUGUUCUGAGCCACCAAGCUACAGAAAACACAGGGUUUGCAGGAAGCCAUUCAGUGCCCACAGACGGAGGCACAAACAACGUGAUCCAGACUGGAAACUGCAAGGACAGCCUGACGUCAUCAACAGAUACAUUGCACGGAAAAAAACACGUGUGCAUAUGCUGAAAUUUGCAGGAGGAGAAAAAAAAAAGGAUGUCUGAGAUUUCCUUCAAACUCAUCUUUUCCGAGUGAGCGGGAGCCUUGGGGAUAUGGGUGAAACACGACUGGUCACAACCGAUCGUCGAGGAGGCGGGUGACGGAGGCCGGGGUUCCCCAGAAUGGCCUCCAUCCUCUCGGGGUGAAAUUUUCUGUAAUGAAAACAUACGCAGGGGUUGUGCUCUGAUCACGGGGCUGUUUCUCUGUGGGGCCCCUCCCUGCGGGUUCUGAGGCUUUCCAUACAGUAGGAAGGACGAAAAUGGUUUGAGAUCUCUGGGGCUCCAACCUUUUUGGUAGAUAGAUUUUCCUGAAACACCACGUUUAAUCCAUGAACCACAACUGAGAGGCUGCUGUCCCUUUCAGGUGUUUCAGGUUCUUUUUGAAAACAGUCACGGGUUUUUCAAAAGUGAGAAGUGAUGGGGACAGUGAGUCGGUAUGAGGCGAGCCCCUGAUUGUUUCCUGUGCAUUGCCUCUGCCAGGCGCUACGGACACGCCGUCCAAGCUAUAGCCCCGCACUGCAGCACCUCGUGACAGACCUCGAUCACAGCUGUGGUCCACCCGCUUUCCAGAUGGGGAGGUGGGGUGGGAGUGGCCGGGGGUGGCCAGUCUGGGGAGCACCGUCCCGCUCAAGGCUGUCUGUAUUCGACCAGGGUGGCAGCGUGCUGGGGUGAACUUGCUCAGAUGAACUGGCAUCAGACACUCAGCCUUGUCCCCACGCUGUCUCUCUGCAGGGCAUGGCGCAGGCAGAUGGGGCCCCCUGCCCCGGCACCGCCCCGAGCCAGCCCUGCGUCUUCAAGCUGGUUCUCCUGGGCAGUGGCUCUGUGGGCAAGUCCAGCUUGGCUUUCCGGUGCCUUCUUCACCAAGGUGGUGGAUUUGGGGGCUGCGUCUCUGAAGCUGGAGAUCUGGGACACGGCCGGCCAGGAGAAGUACCACAGCGUCUGCCACCUCUACUUCAGGGGCGCCAAUGCUGCGCUUGUGGUGUAUGACGUCACCAGGAAGGAUUCCUUCCUCAAGGCGCAGCAGUGGCUCAAGGACCUGGAAGAGGAGUUCCGCCUGGGUGACGUGGUGGUGAUGCUGGUUGGCAACAAGCUGGACCUUGGCAAGGAGCGGGAGGUGGCCUUUGAGGAGGGGAAGGAGUUUGCCGAGAGCAAGGGGCUGCUAUUCAUGGAAACCUCGGCCAAGCUGAACCACCAGGUGACUGAGGCCUUCGGCGCCAUUGCCCAGGAGCUUUGGUGCAGAGAAGAGAGGAAGGAGGACCAGCAGCAGCAGCAGAGAGACGCACAGCUGGAUCUGAACCAGAGGCCCUCGGCGCAGGCCAGAUGCUGCGCCCGCUAGAAGCAGCCUCUCCAGGAGGGGCCGUGGGGAGGAGGCCCCCAGCCCGGGCCCUGCCCGCUCCGUGUUGACCAGAUACUUAUCCCGAUUCGCCGUCGAUGCUGGCUUGUUCCUGAGUCCCGGUGGCUCUGGAAGCUGGCAUCCCCCUGAAUUACCUCCUCCCAGAGCUGGCGGGAAUCCUUCAAGCCAAGGGCCCAUAUCCAGUGGCUCCAAAGGGUGUCGGCCCCCCGUCCCCCAGACGCCAGAUACAGACUGAACCUCGGAGGCCCAGGAUGUGGCCCCUCGGCUGCCUGGCCAUCAGACACCGAGGGUUGAAACGGUCGGAGGCAAAGCGAGAGUGGGAAAACUACCCUCACCCAGCACGUAUUUGGUGUCGGGCAGGAACUUGCCCCCGGAGGUGAAGAGGACAGAGCAGGCCCAGGUGGAGCUGGCAGUGCCAGGGAGAGGUGGAGGGAUGGUCGCGGGGCUGGGCUUAUCGUCACUGGAUCUCUGUGAGGUCCCCCAGCAGCACAGAGGGCAACUGGGGUGGGGGUGGGGUGCCAGGCCCCUCCCCUCUGAUGAAAUGAUGCUUACGGGCAUGAGGACUCAGGCUGUCCGCCCGAGGGGCACGUUGUACCGUGUAGGCGUUUUUCUCCAAAAAGUAAACCUUUCUCUAUCCCGUGGUCUUUGGUAGUUGGUACCAUGGGGGAUUGUUCCCGCAUGUCCUCUGGGGGGGUUUGUGAUGAGUAGAUAACAGGGACCCAGGUGGCCGGCACAGGACACCUUCGUGAUGCUGACAUGUCAUUAUGUGCUCGCCUCCUUCUGCCUUAGACAGAGGCCCCCAUGGCCCUUCUGGGAGGUGGGCCAGCGGCCAUGUGAAGGUGGCUGCUGUGCGAGGUGAUGCUGGUUUCGGCCCCUGAGACUGAUGCAGAGGGAUGGAGUUUUAAACGAGACGAUGUUAUCCCUCUGAAAAAGGGGCUUUCGCUGUGGCAGCUGUGAGCAUCAACAGGACACCUGCGAGGCAUCCUUCCCCUGGGCGCCCAGCUCCUUGACGUCCACACAGCGCUCCCAUGGCAUCUGUCUUAGACACUUUCCAGGUGACGCCUGACAACUGACUGCUGCAGUUUCUGGCUGCAGUCAGGUUUUUCAUACGGCGGUUCCCUCGUGGAUGAAGUUCGCGAGGUGUGAGCCUGCGUUACCGUGCUGGGUCCUCGUGCUCUCUGCCCUCAAUUCCACGUAGCAGGUCUGUGACCGCCCCCCCCCCCCCCCCCCCCACCGCAAAGGGCAGGACCCAUUUACGAGGCUGAGGUUGCCCUUGGCCGCGAGGUGGCGCUGCAGUAUCGCUGAAGGCGAAGCCCACGGCUCCUGGUCUUGGGUCAGUUUUACACCCCGGAUGACGCAAGGCUUUGAGGGGAGUUUCUCCUGUGUUGAAGAGGAAAUAGGAAAUGGGGAAAUAAUGGUAUCUAGAGGAUGCCCAUAUAUCUGAUUGCUUUCCUCCCGUCUUGUCAGGCCAGGAUCACUGUGCUACAAUUUAUUAUUAAAGCAUCCUUCCAUCCUCGCCACGGGCGCCCUUUCAGUCCCAUCCCCCCAAGGUGGGAUGGGGUGCCUUGUGGUGCCAGAGCUUGGGUUCCCCAUCGCCUGGGAGUGACUGCCCCUUUCCUUCCCCUCCUCCCCCACGAGGCAGGUGGGGCUCAAUCCUGCCCUGGAAUCACCUGGGAGCCUCCACAGGCAGCAUCUCCGCACCCACCAGAGGCUCUGGCUGAUCCGUCUGCAGCGCGGCUUGGGCCCUGGGAGUUGUAGCCCUCCCGUGACCUAAUCCUCAGAGAUGGGGGGCUUUGCCAUGAGGCAGGGGUUCCGUCUGUCCUGCCUCCUGUGGGCUUCCCGGUGCCUGAACAAUGUCUGGACUGGCCAGGCACUUGACAAACACGUCCCACGAGAGGACAAAAGCCAAUUUUCCCAGCGAUGUAAAGAAAAGGCAGGUUUUUCUAGAAAGUCUCCAGCCCCCAACCCCCAACAGACGUUCGUGGGAGCCUCUCUCUGUGUCAGCGCUUCACCACCGGAUCUCGGAUCUCGGCCCAUCCUGGGCCCGAGGGGCGGGGGUGGGGCUGGGGCUGGGGGUGGGGCCUGGCGGGAGGGGUUGGCAGGUGUUCAGGGUAGAUUCUUCAGGAUAAAUGGUCCUGGGGGAGGCUGGCCUGGGAACUCCCGGUCCUUCCCGCAGCCGGGGAAGCUGCGUCAACUUUUCUCACCAGCUGGUGUAUGUAUGUGAGCGCGCAUGCGUGCACGUGUAUGCACAUGCGUGUGCGCGCACACGUGUAGGUGUGCGUGCACAUGUGUAGGUGCGCGCGCGCGUGUGCUUGUGGUGGAGGCACAGAGAGGUUGAGAAGCGGCGUCUGGGACAACCAGCUGUCUUGGCUGUGACCGUCUCCUUUCUCACCCCUCUAUUUCUAGUGCUUUCUCCAGCCGACCCCCCCCCCCCCCCGACCCCAUCCCGGAAGAGCCCCCUUUGCCCAGAGGGGCAAACGGGGGAAUCCAUUCUUUUUCUUUUAAAACUUAUUCCCUUUUGGGGGGUCUCAUGGCCAAAUUUAGGACAAUUUGAGCAUCAACAAUGAUUUGUAAGGUUUUGAACAAAAAGGAGAAAACAGACGUGAAAGGCAGGGAGAGAACUAUUCCUUUAGAGGAAUCCCACUCAUAAACGUGGGAGGAAUGAGAGAAGCCCUGCUGCGCGACCCCACGGGACCCCCAGCGGGGUGUACGUCACUGGUGGUGAGCUCUUUGGGGAACAGGCUACUGUCACGGGCCCCUGAACCUCUGCCGAGGGUGUCAUGAGCAGAUGAGGAAACCGAGAGACUUUUACAGUCCAGGGAUCCUCUCAGCUGAAGGCCCCGACUUGUCACCUGGUGGAUGCGAUGUGACAGGAAAGACACAGAGCAUUGGUGCCCUCGGUGAUACCGAAUCUAGCCCUGCCCCUAGAGCCACCACUCAGCCGAUGGGAAACACGGGCACAGAAGAACAAUGGAGCAGCACCGUGGGGGGCAGUCGACAAGCCCCACACACGCCAACCAUCCUACAAGGUACCGUCUGGUCUCUGGUGAAAGUCAAUGUUGGGACAAAAUAAGAUGAUGAGGGACCGAUGAGAACCAACUAACUGCAACCCUGAGUUUGGACUGGAGCCUGAAAAACAAGAAAGACAACUAAGAUUUUCUUGCCAUAUUUGGGAUUUUUUUUGGAGUAUGAACUAAAAACUAGAUCGUAUUAUGGAUUUAUUACGAAAUGUUUUAGGCAUGAUAAUAAUUGUGUGGUCAGGCAGGAGAUUGUUCUCAAUUUGAGGAGAAAGAUGCUGAAGUCUCUUGGGGACAUUGGAUAUCCCCAACUUACAUCCCAUGAUGCCGUGAUUAUCUUGGAUCUAAGUGGGAGGUAUGCGGAUGUCACUGCAAUAUUUUUUGAACUUCCUGGUAUGUUUGAAAACGUUCAUAAGAAGUUGUAGGAGACAUAAAAUCUUCCACCUCUGUGCUUCUGGGCUCAGAAGAUGUGUUAGUUUCCCGGGGCUGCCCUGACAGGGUACCACGGUCCCAGUGGCUGGAACCUGGGGCCUCUGCCACACUGAUGACUCCACGCCUGCAUCACGCAGGGCUGCAAACUCUUGUUUAAAGCGUUCAGCUGAGUGGCGUUCAGCACCUCCACCACCUCGGUCCAUUCCCCAGACACGUUCAUCCCCCAGAAGGAAACCCAGUACCCCUGGAGCGGCCCCCCCCGCGCCGGCAAGCCCCCACCUGCUCUCUGUCUCCAUGGAUUUGCCUUGUCUGGACCUUGCGGAGAAAUGGAAUCUUACACUGUGGAA